AUGUCGGACCAAGCAUCAUCAACUGAUACAACUGGCUCGACUGAACUUAAAGCUGGCCAUCCUCCAGCUACUAAAGUAGGUGGUAUGCGUGUUGGUGCACCUCGACCACGACAUGCAUCACAUGGUGAAGAAAAGAAUGCUGCUGAUGAGGAUACUGAAGGUGUUCAAGAAACAUCGGACGAUAAUGCAGCUGCAACUAGUGGUAACAAUGAAACGGCUGCUGAAGAUGUUAAUAAUGAAGAGGCUACAAGCGCUGUUGCUCAUCGUACAGCUGGUGAAUUGGUUUCAGGAGUAUUUGUACCAAUUGAAAAGGCAUAUACAACUGAAGCUGUGAAAAAUAUUCAUGAUAAACCUGGUACACAUCCGAAAAAUGAAAUUCAUACUCAUGCAAAAUAUAAUGACCAAAAACAAUUAUGUGACCUUGGUUUUCUCUCAUUGUUGAGCUCAGAAUCUAAUGAUAAUACAUCAGACACAACUCCUCUUUUUCAAAGUGAUAUGAUUGAUAAUGGUUUACUUAAUUUUUCACUUUUUCUUAAUUAUAUUCUUAAACAUAUUGAUCGAUUAACUAUUCGAGCUGUGAGCAUUUUACAACGAUCACAUGAACUAUGUUUAGAUCUUUUUAAUGAUAGUGCCUUUGAUAUGGCUAGAGAUAUACUUAUCACACCUAAACGCUUGAGUUAUGCACGUGAAAAAGAAAAAAAUCUUUAUGAAUCAUUAGUUGCAUUAACAAAUUCUAAACAAAAUGAAAUUCAAAAAUUAAUUUUACAAGCUGUUGAUGAAAUGCAUGAAGUACUAACUGAUGAAGCUUGUUCACUUGAAAUUCCAGGCAUUGAACUUACUGAUCAAUUAACUGUAAAACAUGCACGAGAUUUAAAAAAAUGUACAAGUGUUAUACAAGAACAAAUUCUUGUACGAUUAAAUGAAACAAUAGCAAAUAAAUUAUUAGAUUCAAUUAAUGUUUUACAUGAUAAUUAUGUUGGAACAUUAACACGUUGUCUUUUUAGUUUAGAAAGUGAUAGAGAUGAUGAUGAAUCAGAACUAUCAGCAAGUAAAGCGCUUCAAGAGCUUUUUCGAACAUUUAGUUGGAAUCAUUUUCCACGUAUCGAUCCAGAAUUCAAACGUGCUGUUGCACUUAAUAUAUUAAAUAGUCUUAGUGAAGCGAAAUUAGCGAAAAGUGUUUGUACACAAUUAAAUGAUCGUAUACGUAUGUCACAUGAUAGUUUUGAAACAUUACUUAAACAACUUGAACAUCGUCAUUCGGAUCGUCUUAAAUCAACUGAAGAUAAACAACAACGUGUACGAAAAGAAUGUACACCGAAAAUAGCUCGAUUAUUACUUGAAAGUACAUCAUUAAAAGAUCUUAUUCAAUAUGGUAUACCAAAACAAGGACGUGAAAUAGGACGUGGACAAUAUGGUGUUGUUUAUGAAUGUAAAAAUUGGGCUAAUCAUCAAUCAUGUGUUUUAAAAUCUGUUAUGCCACCUGAUGAUCGACAUUGGAAUGAUCUUGCUUUAGAAUUUCAUUAUUUAAGACGAAUUCCAGAACAUCCACGAAUUGUUAAAUUAAUCGGAUCAGUUAUUGAUUACGGUGAUAAUGAUCAAACACCAGUUUUACUUAUUAUGGAAAGACUUAAACGUGAUUUAUAUGCAGCUUUAAAAAAUCGACUCGAAUUUGCAAUAAGAAUGCGUAUUGCUUUAGAUGUUGUGGAAGGUUUAAGAUAUUUACAUGGUUUAGGUCUUGUACAUCGUGAUAUUAAAUUAAAAAAUGUCUUGUUAGAUGAAAAUAAUCGUGCUCGUAUUACUGAUCUUGGUUUUUGUAAACCAGAAGUUAUGAUGAGUGGUUCUCUAGUUGGAACUCCAAUUCAUAUGGCACCAGAGUUAUUUACAUCAAAAUAUGAUCAUACAGUUGAUAUUUAUGCAUUCGGUAUAUUGUUUUGGUAUAUAUGUUCAAAUGGUGUUAAGUUACCAACAAAUUUUGAUGUUUGUUCAUCAAAAGAUAUUCUUUGGUCAGCAGUUAAAAAAGGUGUGCGACCAGAACGCUUAAUGGAUUUUAGUGAUGAAUGUUGGAUAAUAAUGACAAAAUGUUGGGAUACUCAACCAUCACAAAGACCUUAUUUAGGUGAAGUUCAAGAAAAAAUUGAACAAAUUCUUAAUAAUACAAGAACAACAUCUGUUUGA
This is a messenger RNA of Rotaria sp. Silwood2, 2175 nucleotides long. The record is from the annotation of a GenBank genome assembly. NCBI's taxonomy places the organism in Eukaryota, Metazoa, Rotifera, Eurotatoria, Philodinida, Philodinidae.